Messenger RNA from Rotaria sp. Silwood1, 1978 nucleotides. The record is from the annotation of a GenBank genome assembly. NCBI's taxonomy places the organism in Eukaryota, Metazoa, Rotifera, Eurotatoria, Philodinida, Philodinidae.
AUGCUAUGUACUCCAUGUGUGCAGAAGUCUAUGGAAGAACAUAUCAGAGAAAAAACCGAACCACGUUGUUGUGCUGGUGUUUGUAAUUAUCAGUUGUCAAAAUAUGAUGUUUCAUGUUUACCGUUGAAACCGGAUAUGCUUACAAGUUUGUUAGCACUUGUUAUUACAAAACAACGUCCUCAAUGUCCUCGAUGUCUGUUUUAUAUCGAAUUUCAAACGAUGGAAACAUAUGAACAACAUGUGAAAUUUUGCAAUCCAAAUGAUAUGAUACCAUGCGAGUAUUGCCAUUGCUUAUACGAAAUUUAUCAAUUAGAUGAACACACAGCCUAUUGUCGUAAUAUUCCAGUACACGAACGGCGACAAGCAUUCAUAGAUUUCAUCGCAUCGAAGCUGAAAUAUCCUUUUACACCAGUACAAGUUCGUUAUUACAUCGAACUACAAAGACAGAAACGGCGAACAAUCGACCCUCAUGAAAUUGUUGAUGCAUUAGCCCUAGUUGAACGUGGCAAUUAUUGGAGAGCUCGGGCGCAAGAAGAUGUUACCUAUCGUGCCCAAUUAGAAGAAUAUGAAAGACAAUUAGGAUCAAAUGUUAAGCGAAACGAAGAAUUGCGUCGUCGUUACGAAGAACUAAUGGCUGAUGAAGCAUUUAAAGCUCAAAAUUGUCGUCUUUGUCCGCAUUGUAAACGAGUUGUGCAACAUAUGGGAGGAUGCAGUAGUAUGGUAUGUGGGCGUAAUUAUCACGGAGGUGAUCAACAGUCAGGAUGUGGCAAAAGUUUCACAUGGGACGAUACUAAACCUUACAUACCAAGCAUCGAUACCGCACCAGACAAAAUUAAAAAUUCUUUACCACGUCCAGAAAAUAAGCACAGAAUCGUUCAUAAAGGCAUUAGACUGCAAACAGUAACAUCAAUCACGGCAUUCAUCACUGCUAAACCAACAAUUGUCAUACCUGUCAACUCAACUACAACGAUGGUAACAAGUAAUAGCACAAAAACACCAACGGCAUCACUGUCGAUAUCCGUAUUAACCACAACUUCAACAAUAAGAGCAGUACCCACCGGAACAUUAGCGGCAACUACAAACAGCCUAUCGAUUACAUCACCAAUAGCAACAACAGUGUCAAUAACAGAUGAGACAGCAACAACAAUAUUAACAGCAUCGAUAACAGAUGCGAUAAUUUCAAUGACUACUACAGAGCCAUUAACAACAAUAAUGACAUUUAUAACUACAAUGAGUACUUCAGCAACAACUACUCAUUCUACCACAUCUUUGCCGUCAAAACCUGGUGAUGGUAUUUGUGCAACAGCUACAUGGGAACGAGUUGGUCAAGUUGUGGCUGGUGGUAACGGAGCAGGAUCGAAUCUUAACCAAUUGAAUCAUCCUGCUGCCAUUGUCGUGGACGAAAAUCAAACAAUUUAUAUCUCGGAUAAUGUCAAUAAUCGUAUUAUUAAAUGGAAUGUUGGUGAUUUAAGUGGAGUCGUGGUUGCCGGUGGAAGCGGUAGAGGAGACGCACCCGAUCAAUUGCAUGGUCCCCGUGGUUUUGUUUUCAGUAAAAACGGAACACAUUACAUUAGUGAUGCCGAAAAUAGUCGCGUUCAACGCUGGUUUCGUGGUGCUUCGACUGGUGAUACAAUUAUACGUAGUAUUUCUGCGUACGGUAUAGCACUAGAUGAUGAAGAAUCUCUCUAUAUAUCUGACAGAGAGAAAGGUGAAGUAAUAAAACUACUGAUAAAUGAGACUGUUGGAGAAGUAAUUAUAUCCAAACUAAAUCAUCCAUAUCUAAUUUACCUUGAUAGAAACCGAUCUCUCAAUAUAACUGACCGGGAUAAUCAUCGACUGAUUAAAUUGAAGUAUGGUGAAACCCAAAGUUCCAUUGUUGCUGGUGGACCUGGUGGUGGCAGUGGUUUGAAUAAACUGCAAAGACCAGAAAGGGGUGUGGGUGUGGGUGUGAGGUUGUGGGUCUGAGGGUGUGGGUGUG